UAUGGCGCCGCGCAAGAAAAAAUUACAUCGUGACGAAACGUAAAAGAUGUUGAAAACUCGUAGAGGAUGGUACUUAGUGGACAUAAAGACGGACGAGAAUGACAAAAAGAUAAAGGAUGAGAAGGAAGAUGCAUUAGAGGCGAGACGAGCAGCGAUAGUGAAGCGAGGCGAUAAUAAAAUCGCACGACGUCGUUCGCAGGCCGAGCAACGAGAAGCCAUUAUAGCGGAGGAAUUAUCGCGUGCUCAAAAAGCUAUUGAAUCGACACAAGAAGAGAUUGAAGUGGCGCAUAGACUAGCUGCUGAAUUGUCGCGGCGUAAAAAUGAAGAAGUAAAACGUGCGCUAAAAUCCGAUCACAUAAAAUCCUCUGCGCGAUCAUCAUCGAGUUGUGCUCUGGAAGAAGCCCAAUCGCGUUUGAUAGAGGAAAAGGUUCGUCUGGAAGCGAAUCAGGCGGAACUAUUAAAGCUCUGGCACGAAGAUAAAAUUGCCGAGAAGCUGCAACGAGCUGAAGAUGAAAAGAAGAAGCAAAACAGGCGAAAAGAUCUGCAGAAUCAAUUGGCGGACAAUCAGCGACGAGUUCAACGGAGAAGAAUUGAGGAGAAGGAACAGGAUCGCAAGAUGAUGGAACAAGAGAUGCGGAAAACUCAGGUGGAGAAUGCAAAGACGAGAGAAGAAAAGGAGACCAACGCAAUUCUUUUGAGAGCAGAGAUGGCCGCGUCUAUAGCAGCUAAGAAAGUAUGGGAAAGGAAAUAUAAGGAAGCAUUAAAGGAUGAGGAUGAAAGGAUAGCUCGCAUAAUCACGGAAAAGGAAACACGACACGAAAAACAGCUCGGUAUAAAGACGGAACUUCGCGCAGCGAGAGAAGCGGCGAUAAAUAACGUAGCUAGAGAACUGCUGACUAACGUGUGCAAAGAAAGAAAAAAGCAGGAAAUCGCUGAUGAAUUGUAUCGAGAAGAGCAGAAGAGUAAAUGGAUGGAAGAACCUGCGUCAAGAAAGCAAUACGAUAUUGCUGAAUCCUUCAAAGAAAUAGCGAAACAGAAAGCUGAACGCAAAGCAAGAGAUGAAGCGAUUGAUACCGCGUUUGUACAAUAUUUGGCCGAAUUACGAAAGAAAGAUAUUGAGAAACAAAGAGAAGAAGAUAAUGCACGAUACGCAAAAAAAAUUCAAUAUGGAAAGGAAUUAAAAAACGUUAUAACAAAUAACAGAGUUAAUUACGCUAUGAAUAUUUUACAACGAUAGUCCGAAAUUUGUGAGCAAGAUAGAAAUGCAAAUCAAUUAACUACAAUGAGUGUGAAAUAGUCUAAGAAUAGAAACGAUAAUAACAACGACUGUAAGAAAAAAGAUAAUUGAUACGAGCAUCAGAAGCUAUCCUAAACGAUGCAACU
Molecule: messenger RNA, 1383 nt
Organism: Cyphomyrmex costatus
Lineage: Eukaryota; Metazoa; Arthropoda; Insecta; Hymenoptera; Formicidae
Product: calponin homology domain-containing protein DDB_G0272472
Exons: 5
Coding region: 47-1237 (396 amino acids)
Source: RefSeq, a predicted model, not a curated record